AUGGCCCUCAACCCUCAUCAAAAAAAGAAAGUAGACAUCAGUGCCAUGUCCGAGGAAGAACAGAAACUCUUCCGUCUUUACGGCAAACUUCCCCCGAAGAAAAACGUUGCCAAGCACAAUCUAAUGGAGCGUAAAUAUUUCGAUUCCGGAGAUUACGCCUUAUCGAAAGCCGGUAAAACGGCCCCUCAAUCGGUCGGCACAACGAUACCUUCUCCUGAAAAUAUCCAUCAUGCCACCCAUUCGACUAUCUCCACUCCUACUACAGCCCAACAUCCGGUCAUGAAUCACCCGAAUGCGGAGUGCAAUCCUGCGAAUGCUGGGGUAUUGCCGAAGCACGGGGCGGAUGGCGCGGUCUUGGAAUCGAUCGACAACGCUAUCGUCACUGAUGCGAGCGUCCACCCAUCAGCCGAACAAUCAAUUGAGCCCACCCAGCCGACCGAUUUACAGCCCAGCGUCUAA
Messenger RNA from Puccinia triticina, 459 nucleotides. RefSeq lists its product as uncharacterized. The record is from RefSeq and is a predicted model, not a curated record. Gene Ontology annotation, molecular function: protein phosphatase inhibitor activity. Gene Ontology annotation, cellular component: cytoplasm. The transcript has 4 exons. Bases 1 to 459 code for a protein of 152 amino acids. Lineage: Eukaryota; Fungi; Basidiomycota; Pucciniomycetes; Pucciniales; Pucciniaceae.